AGCGGAUCACCUCAGUCAGAACGCAAGCCAUCAAUUACACGAACUAUUGCCCCUUUGCCAUUACCGCCUCUCUUUCAUCUCUUUUCUCACUAUACCAGCCAGCCACUCAUCAAAUCCACCAUGGACUCUAUCGAUGCCGAAGUCAUCAUCGUCGGAGCCGGCAUCGGAGGCCUGACGCUCGCAGCGAUCUGCAAGCAGUUAGACAUCUCUUGCAAAGUUCUGGAGCGUACGGAUGUUCUUCAGCCCGUGGGAGCGGGAAUCUCUCUCGCCCCCAACGCGUUGAAGCUCCUGGACCAGCUUGGCAUCUAUGACCAGCUGUUGGAGUCGGGCCAGAAACUCAAGAAGAUUCAGAUUUGGCGUAACAAUCAGCGAUGGAACACGCUGGAUUUGGCCAACUUUGAGAGCACAUUCAACUAUCCUCUUAUGUCAGUCGAGCGUCAUCACUUUCACCGCCUGUUGUACGAUGCCGCGGGGGCCGAGGAGACGGUAGUAUUGGGUUGCAAGGUGGUGGAUGUCAUUGAUUCCCCGGGUGAGCCGGUCUGUGUCGAGCUCGAGGGCGGCAAGAAAUUCCGCGGCAAGAUUGUUGUUGGUGCCGAUGGCAUCAGAUCCGCCAUUCGACGCUCCCUCGCCCGGCAGGCGGGUAUGAAGGAGGCGAACACCAUCAAAUUCACCGGCCGCGUGCACUUCUCUGGAAUGACGUCUCCUCUCGAGAACUGCGGUGCCGGUGAGCUAGGCGUUGCGAACUGGAUGCUAUACGACCAGGCCAUUCUGACGACCUGGCCGUGCCCCGAGAACCGCCAGUGGUACAUCGGAGUCAAGAAAGCAGACGGAGAUGUGGAUUCGAACCGAUCCGUGUGGGGUUCGACAACGCCGGGUGACAUCAAGAAGAUCUAUGGGAAGGCUUACCAUCCGUUUUCCGAGAACGGCGAAUUCGGGCAGAUAAUUGACAAGUCGGAGCGAGUCAUUGCUAGCAAUGUCUUCCAGGAAGUCGAAUUCCCAUCAAUGGUCCAAGGCCGAGUUGCGCUACUCGGUGACGCUGCUCACAGCAUGACCAGCUUUUUCGGACAGGGCGGCUGCCAGGCCAUUGAGGACGCCGCAGUGCUGGGCAACCUGCUCGCCGUGAACUCGCGGGAUCUCGAGAACCCGGCUCGUAUCCUCACGGCAUAUGCUACGACGCGAGAGGGAAGAGUCCAGAGGUUGUCGAAGUUUAGUGACAACUUCGCCAUGCUGCACACGGCCCGAAUGCCUUAUGGCUUGGGCCCCUUUUUGCGCUGGCUGCUGUACACACUGGUGCCUACGUGGUUCUGGAUUAGCUACCUGAAGUGGCUGUAUGGCUACCAGCCCUUUGUCGAGGCCGGCGCUAUCAUGAAGCGAAAGGGGGAUAAGGGUUCUAUGCUCUGA
Ilyonectria robusta is the source of this 1401-nucleotide messenger RNA. RefSeq names its product putative monooxygenase. Bases 121 to 1401 code for a protein of 426 amino acids. Gene Ontology annotation, molecular function: monooxygenase activity; FAD binding. The transcript has 5 exons. The record is from RefSeq and is a predicted model, not a curated record. Lineage: Eukaryota; Fungi; Ascomycota; Sordariomycetes; Hypocreales; Nectriaceae.